CAUAAACUGAAAGGCCGCUCAGCAAGGAAGAAGCCACUGCUCCAAAACCGCCAUAAAAAGCCAGACUACGGUUUGCAAUUGCACAUGGGGACAAAGAUCGUACUUUUUGGAGAAAUGUCCUCAGGUCUGAUUAAACAAAAAUAGCAGGAUGAAUUCUUAAGUGUUUAGGGCUAUAUUAUCUGCUCAGAUUCAGCAAAAUGCUUCAAAACUCAUUGGACGGCGCUUCACAGUGUAGAUGGACAAUGACCCGAAGCAUACUGCAAAAGCAACCCAAUACUUUUUUAAGUCAAAGAAGUGGAAUGUUCUGCAAUGGCCAAGUCAAUCACCUGACCUGAAUCCAACUGAGUAUGCAUGUCACUUGCUGAAGGCAAAACGCCCCAAGAACAAGCAGGAACUGGGGUAAAGGCCUGGCAGAGCAUCACCACGGAAGAAACACAGCAUCUGGUGAUGUCUAUGGGUUCCAGACUUAGGCAGUCAUUGACUGCAAAGGAUUUGCAACCAAGUAUUAAAACUCACAAUUUCAUUUAUGAUUGUUUGUCCAAUUACUUUUGAGCCCCUAAAAUUGGGGGGCUAUGUAUAAAAAUAGUUGUAAUUCCUACAAGGUUCAUACAAUAAUUUUGACAAAACCCUUAAACUAAAGAUGAAAGCCUACACUUAAAGCACAUCUUGAUUGUUUCCCUUCAAAUCCAUUGAGGUGGCGUACAGAGCCAAAAUGAUGCAAAAUAUGUCACUGUCCAAAUACUAAAUAUAUACCUGGCUGUAUAUAAAUAAUGACACUCAAAUCAUUAAACAAAAUAAUAAGGAUUUAUAUCAGCCUAAUCAAGGUCUGGAUUCACACAUUCCACUGUUUGAACUUGUAAUGGCAUGGGAUUUUUACUAAUGCGACUUGUUGUAUAAAGCUGGGAGCAGCUUGUGGAUUUGACAGCUCCGAUGCAAUUACACCACCGACACCUCCCUAAACAAAACAAAUGAUAUGCUAUGCAGUUGUUGAAUAUUGUGGGUUAACGCUGAACUGAUUGAAUCUAGGCCCCAGUCUUUUUGAUACAUUUGAAUGGAAAGUUAACUGCCUGACAAAGUUCCUGACUGCCUGAUGGCUCUUGUUGGAUGCUAUGUAACAAGAAGGAGGAAUGCUGUCUUCACACAAAAGUCAAAAAUAAUACUAAAUGUAUUGUGCAAAAGUAAAAUAUGCACACACCAAAAACCCAGAUCUAAAAUAAGGCAACAUUCAUGGUGCAAAAGUGAAACAUGCUUUUAAAAAGAGUGUUCAUCUGUUGCACCUUUCACUCUUUCACAUUUAGUCAAAUAAAAUAUGAAUUUCCCUCUGAAUCCAGAGAUGUUUUGCAGUGUGCAUAGCCUCUCCUUCUUCUUACUGCUACUACUGCUCCAUUACCUACAGCAUGCUGACUGAACACAUUUUGCCUGGGCAGAAACAACUUUUUCUCAUUACUGGAUACACAUUUGAAUGAAAAGUUAAGAUUGAAUUCCACCACUUUUAAACCUCAUUAUCUCCAGCACCAUACCAUAUGUGCAAACGACACGUUUUACGGUCUGUAGUAAAAAGAUAAGAAGAAAAGGUCCUAAGAAAGUGCCACAUGAUGAUGUCAUCAACAGUAAAAAGUAAUAAUGGUGUUGUAAAUAAUGAAUACAAGUUUAAAAAGUGGUGGAAUUCCACUUUAACUGUCUGGCCAGUUACCUGAUGGCCUGUUUGUUUGUUGAAUGUUAUGUUGUCCCUUGGGUGCUCUGAGUAUGCUAGCAAUCUGGUAGAAGAUUGGUACCUUACCCCCAAAGCUAAUCUUAACCAUUAGGGGGAUGGAAGAAGAUGAUCAGUCAGUUACAGAUCAGCCGUUAAGGCCAGACAGCUGAACUAGGAUCAGUUUUGAUAUCAGAAAUUGAGUUUUGAGGGAAAAGCAUUAUCAUUUCACUUAAAGCCAGCGAGUAUAAUGCCAUGUCAUAAAAAUAUAUGAUACUCUAACAAUAUCUUAGUAGCAUCUCAGUGAUCCUGAGUUAUUAACAAUAUUUUUGAGUCACAAAGAAAGAUUGAACAGAUUUAUCUGUAUAAAAGAUUGAGAGCCAAUACAUGCUUAUAACAAGUCAUAAUGCAUUAUACCGACUUAAGUAAAAUAUUACCAAAAAAGCAUUUAGCGAUGAAACGUGUCGCUCAUAUCACUAGAUCUGAUUUCAUUAGAAGGUCUUAGUAACUUUAUCUUACAUUUCUAAACACUGUAGUUGGUUGAAUACUGCUGUAUACCCACAAUGGACAUAGAGCAAUUAUGUUGUAAUAAUCACUUUGUCAGGGAGAUAUUGAAUAAUAUGAUUAAGAAUUUGUUAACAUGCUCUCAACUUGGCCGUUUAAAAAGUGUAGUAUUUAUAUGGAGAGAUACAGUUAUCAUAAUUUCACUGUCCAUUGGCGUGUUGCAUAAACUUCAAUUUUGACUCUUUCUAUGUAUUCUUUCCAAUGGAACCAUGGCCACUGUGUUGAUCACAUUUAAUACCAAAGUGAGUAGGCUAUACGUUUCCCUUUUAUCUGUACAAUAAUAUCACCUUGGUUUCCUUAUAGCUUUUCAUUGUUGUGCCUUGCCUCCAGCCUUUUAACUGACAUAGUGUACCAAGUGCUUCCUUGCUUUUCAAACAAAAUAUUGUACUGUACUUGACACAAACAAAAGCUAUUCAGAGAAAUACCCAGAAAAGUGUUGUCUUAAUGAAUUAGUGGAUAAUGUUGCACUUUUUUGUAUAACCUAUGUACUUCAUUAACAUUGUGUUCCGAUGCUCAUUUCUGUGUGGUGAAUGUUGUCAGCCUUGAGUUGAAUGGUUUUCUGUUCCAGGAGGUGCUAAAUUAACGCAAAGGUAAAGGAAUUACUUAACUUUCUGCCAUACUACUGUGUAUAACAUCUACUGUAUCAUCUUAAAUUAUCUCAGCCAGAAGCAUAGGGGUAUGAUAACUUAAACUGCCAUGUAUAACUGCCCAUGGAAAUUAACUCAAAGGUCGCUCUUGUUAUUCUGUAUUGCAAGCAGAAGCCACAUGUAUUAAACAAAUAAGGGUCUGAAGCAUUGCAUGCCCAAUGUUUUUCCCUCAAUGGUUCUAAUGAACUGAAACAGUUCAGAAUGGAAUCUGUCUGGGUUCAUCACACCUGUCUGUGUGUUUAUGUGCAUGCUUGCGUGCUGUGGUGGAAAUUAUUUCUGCAUAGCACCAGCGACAUGUGAAAGACAAGCCUGACUUCUCCCCUCUCUGGGUACCAGGUGACUGAGCCCCAGCUGAGGGAGGAAGUGCAACUGCCAACAUCAGAGUCCAAAAGGAUACAUUCUAAUAACAAGCAUAUCAUAUAAGCAUAUUAUGCAGAUAAGACAUCUUAAUUAUCUAUGUUACCUAUGUUACAUAACUAAUUCUGAUUAUUCCGCCACAGUGCGAUUGUGUGUGUGUGUGUGUGCGUGCAUGUGCGUCCAAUGCAAAUGUGCUGUGCCAUUGAAAUGCUGCAACCCAUAAAUGUAAUUUACAUGUCCUUUUAACAAGCCUCAAGCUCUGCUAUACCAUUAAUCAUACAGUUGUACAGUUAAUCUGUAAUUUCCAAGCGCAAUAGUGUAGUUGUAACACAGUUAGAGAAAUGUAAGUAGGCAUGACAAUAUUUAAUUGUAACAAAUGAGUGUUAAUUUUUCCCUGCUAGUUUAUAUUGUUGACAUUCAAAUAGUUUUUAUGAAGAAGUAUACUAUUGUGUUUUUAUCCUGAUCAAAAUUGCAUUAAUGUCGUCCACCAGCUGCAAUUAAGCCUGGGGAUGAGGGUUCAAAUUGCAUUGACAACAUCCGGCAAAGCUUAUUGUUGUUUAUGUCUGUAAUCCAUGGCCACAGGGGAGCAGUGAAGAGCUACAGUAAAAUGUAACACAGUAGUAAGAUCUACAGUAUGAUGCAGCCUUUUGUGCAAAUAAGCAGAUAUUUCAGCAUAAACUGAAAUAACUCUUAUAGAAAAAUAUGUAUCCAAUUUAUUAGAUUGAGUCUGUGAUAUCAAACAUUUGGUUUUAUUCCAAGACAUUCCAUGUAAUGCUGUCUGAGGGAUAUCAGACAGACAGCACUCAGUCUAUUAUUCCUUUCAGAAUAGGCUUUUACAAAUAUGUAAAUCACACUUCAACAAAAUACAUAUCCACAAUAUUGUAUGCAAGUGCAACGGUAUGGUUUAUACAAUUUUUACCUCCUAAUUCUUGGAAACUGUGUUAACCAUUGCAAACUAAAUAAUAAUGUUGAUAUUGUAUGUAAACAAAGCCUAAUCAGUUGAUCCCACUGAUCCCACAAUGGCAAUAUGUGUUGGUAAUUAACCCACCAAAAAUCUGUUAGAGGAAUCUUUUGUUUGGCAGUCUUCCGUGAUGUCAUCACUUAAGUUCAAUAUUUUAAACUUAAGUGAUGACUCCUGUUUCCUGUUUAUAAAGGCUUUUAUGAAGCAGACAUUUUUUGGUUGUAUUUGACUAAGAUUAGCCGUGUGUGCUAAAUCCAUAUUGGCUAACUGUUUUAUUGUCGCACCUCCAUAUUAAAUCAAUACGUUUCAGAGGAGCUGCCUUUGUGAUGAAAAGAAAGCAGCCAGUGUUUCUAAGUGGUUUACAACACUGCAUUCCAUCAUCGCCGGGCAGCCCCCCCACGCCCUGACAGGCCACUUGUCACUCAACCCAGGAAGCAGAGUGAUGAGCUGAGAGGGCGAGCUCUUUAUAAGAGCCCCACAGAACCCCCAUCAACAGAACCAGGCCUGCUCCAUACCGACUGAUCCAGAUCCAGCAUAGCCCGGUCCAGCUCAGCUCGUCUCACCGCGUCUCAUCCCUGCAAACAAAACCCAGCUCUGUUGGAGAUGAAGGUCUGCCGAAUCCACUGUGCCCUGGCCCUGCUGGGUUUGGCCCUGGCCAUUUGCAGCCAAGGAGCUGCCUCGCAGCCCGACCUGGACCUCCGCAGCCGCAGACUCCUUCAGAGGGCUCGUGCCGCUGGCAUUGCCACACAGGAGUGGAGUAAGCGAGCGGUGGAGGACAUUCUAUCCCAACUGUCCUGGCCUGAGGCCCAGGAAAGUGAGGUGUCCCCAGCGGGAGCCAAAGAGGACCUGCGUGUGGAGCUGGAGCGCUCAGUGGGCAACCCCAACAACCUGCCCCCCCGCGAGCGCAAAGCUGGCUGCAAGAACUUCUACUGGAAGGGCUUCACUUCCUGCUGAGGGAAGAAAAAACCGACCACCUUAUGACACGAUGCUGCCAAUCACGUCACACCGCCAACUUACACCUGACUAAUGCAGCCAAUCAACAGUUAGCUGUGCCCGAUGACGGUUCUUGAAAUCAACAGAAUGAUGUACCUGUCUAAUUUGUGAAAUAAAGAUAAAAUAAAAUAA
Salmo salar (Atlantic salmon) is the source of this 5344-nucleotide messenger RNA. RefSeq names its product somatostatin 1, tandem duplicate 2 (gene sst1.2). Gene Ontology annotation, molecular function: hormone activity. Gene Ontology annotation, cellular component: extracellular region. NCBI's taxonomy places the organism in Eukaryota, Metazoa, Chordata, Actinopteri, Salmoniformes, Salmonidae. Gene Ontology annotation, biological process: regulation of cell migration. The record is from RefSeq and is a predicted model, not a curated record.